This is a messenger RNA of Protopterus annectens (West African lungfish), 5571 nucleotides long. It is a transcript of the gene GOLGA1, whose product is annotated as golgin A1. NCBI's taxonomy places the organism in Eukaryota, Metazoa, Chordata, Ceratodontiformes, Protopteridae. Bases 423 to 3350 code for a protein of 975 amino acids. The transcript is spliced from 26 exons. Gene Ontology annotation, cellular component: Golgi apparatus. The record is from RefSeq and is a predicted model, not a curated record.
GGUUUUCCUUGCUUGGGUUUCUGUAGCUGUCGUGUCCAAAUGAUUUCGGAGAGAAGUUUAAAGCACUUGGUGGGGAUUUAAAGUUUGGUCAUGCAGGAUUCCACGAAAUUGUCAUUGCCAGCAAUUGAUCGGGAGUUUUUCUCUCUGUCCUCUUGUUGACAGCAAUAUAUAUAUAUAUAUAUACACAAGUAGAGGAGAUCUUCACUUUUAUAAUGAAGCUACAGAAGGAAACAUAAACCAGAUGACCUGCUGACUGAAUUAUGACAUUUUCAACGGGCAAAUAUUUAAAACACAAUGCAGCAAGAAGCAACAGUGAGCAGUUUUACGUGGAAGUAAUUGUCCCAAUAAACUCUGGAGACCUACCAUUUGUUUCUCUUGUUGGAACAAAAAAUAGCCAACCGUCUUAUCAGCACAGAUAAACAAUGUUUGCAAAACUCAAAAAGAAGCUAGAAGAAGAGGCUACGGCUACUGCGCUGCGUCCUGGGGGUGCUGCAAGGAUUCCCAGGUCAAUUAGCAAGGAAUCUGUUACUUCAGUUGGAGCAGACUCGGGAGAUGAUUUUGCUUCAGAUGGCAGCAGCUGUAAAGAUGAUCUGUCAUCGCGGCUUCACAGAAAAAAUGAUCACAUUCGAAAACUGGAAGGCAGACUGUCGGAAUAUGCUGAGCAGGUUCGGAAUCUGCAGAAGACAAAAGAGAAACUUGAAAUUGCAUUAGAGAAGCACCAAGAUUUCUCUAUGAAGAAACUCCAGGAGCAAAGUGAGGUCUACCAAGCAAACAGAACGAAGAUGACUGAGGGAAUGGCACAAGCUUUAGAAAAAAAAGAUCAGGAAUGGAAAGAAAGGAUAGCAGAGCUGGAAAAGGAGAAAGAACUACUUUCUGCUCAGCUGUUGGAAAUGAGACAACAAAAUCUUAAUCUUUUUCAAAAAAGAGAUGAUAUUGAUGAAUUGGAAGGCUUUCAUCAACAGGAAUUGGCCAAAGUCAAACACAUGCUCUUAACAAAAGAAGAAAGUCUAACAAAAGUGAACCGUGAAACUGAGCAGCAAACAAAAGAACUUGUACAGACCAAAGAAGAUAUGCAUAUGCAGAGACAGAGACUGUUGGAAUUAGAAGACACUGUGGAGCAAUUGCAGAGAAACAUGUUAGAUCUGACAAGUGAAAGGGACGAAUUAUUGGCAAUGAAAUUGAGUGCUGAAGACAGAAUAGGAGAACUUGUACGUAGUGAGCAAGACUUGCAAAAUAUCAUUCAGCAACUGUCCUGUAGCCAUCAAAAGGCACAAGAUACUGCAUCAGUGCUUGAAAAGACAUUAAGUUCAAUACAGAGGGAAAAUGAGCUGCUUAUGCUACAGUAUGAACAGCACAAACAAAAGGCCAUUGUUGAAUUUGCAGAGAAGGAUAAACUUAUUGCCCACCUACAGGAAAAAGUUUCAUUCCUGGAAAAGCGGAUUGAAGGAAAUUUUUCUGAAGAUGACCAUGUACAGGCUUUGAUUGAAGAGAAAACUGGCCUGGAGCUAAAGUUAGCAGAAGAAAGGCAACAGCUUUUGGAAGCCAGAACUAGUAAUGGUGAGACAGUCAGCAUAUUGGAGACCCAGGUAAUAAAAGAAUUAAAUAAUACUGAUUCUCAAGGAUCAGAUGAAUUCAGAUUCCUCAAGUCCAACUUUCAACCCCCUAUGAAUAAACAUGUCUCCAUUUUUCUACAAGCUGUUCUUCGGGAUCUUCAUUUUCCAACUCGGGAUUCAUCUAUUCUAGCUCAUAAUCUUUCCGCUCAGGAAAUUAAGGCUUUGGAUGAACUUAUAAAUAACCAUGAUAUUGUUAUUGCAUCUGCAGAUAAAGGAGGGGUGGUAGUGGUAAUGAAAAUGGAUUAUUAUCUGAAUGAGGUAGCAGCACAGAAUACAAAAAGCUAUACAGAACAGAGUAAAAGUGAAGAAAAAACAUGUUUUUGCUGGGAGGGUGAUGGCAUCUUAGAGAUGCAGAAGAUUGAAGAUAAUUUAGCAUUGGUAUCAAAACUUAAUAACAAGAUAGCAGAAAUGCAGACUUUGCUGGAGGAAAAAGAAAACAGUUUACAGUCUUUUAAAGAAGAUAGUGCUAAUCAGAUUACCGAACUUGAUCAUAGACUGCAGGAUCUGAAUACAAAGUUAAAAGAGUCUGAUGGAUUAUUAAAUGAAAAGGAAACUCUCAGUAAAAAGCUGCAGGCAGAUUUUGAGGUGGAGAGUCAUGACCUGCGGCAGCAGAUAGCAGCAGCCCGGCACCAAUCCACAGAAAGAGUUAACCAACUAGAAACUCAAAUAGCUUCACUUGAAACAGCUCGAGAACGUGAUAAAACAGCAGCACAGCAUAACAUUAGCCAACUGGAGCAGGAGAUUGGAACCCUUAGAGAAAGGAGAGUUGAAGUAGAAACUUCAUUAAAAAAUAAUGAAGCAGAGCUGGAGAAGACAAAAGUCGAACUGAAAAGCAGAGAAAUGAUCAGUGUUGAAAUUGCCAAAGCACUGGAAGAAACACGAAAACAGAGGGAAGAACUUCAGCAGCAGAUUACAGACCUUAUAGGAGUGGUAAAUCAAAAAGAUCAGGCUGUGGUUCAGCAGAGAGAAGAAUUAAUGAGAACAAAAGAAGACUUUAACAAGCUAAAAGAAGAGUAUGAUGAAGUGCUGCUGCAGCUGAAACAACUGCAGGUGCAAUUUGACAUGGCUAAAAGUACAGCGGUUGAAAAGGAAGCAGCAGCAGAAAAACGACUUGAUGCCCUAAAACAAGAAUUACUGAGGCAGCAAGAACACCUGGAAGCCAGGCAACGAAGGGCUGUAGACCUGGAAGAAGAAGUCAAGAUCUUGAGUGAUCAGUUAUAUGCUCAAAUAAAUGAUAAAAAAGUACAGAAUGGGGAAUUAACUACAGCAGAUGUUUUACAACUUCAGAAACAGAACAGAGAGCUGGAGCAGCAAAUAGCAGAGAAAAAUAAGACAGUAAAGCAGCUGCAGCAGAGACUAGCUGAGCUUAAAAAGACCCUUCAAAAGGAACUGAGAUUAAAACCUGAAGCUGAACUAGGAGAUGGCAAGGACAAGAUACCUGAAAUGCCAAGUGUGUUAACUGCCGCUACUGUGGUUACUAAUAGUUCAGAUUUAAAUGACUUGCGGGAGAUUAACUUUGAUUACCUGAAGCAUGUUGUCUUAAAGUUUAUGUCUGCUCGUGAGUCUGAGGCUUUUCAGCUGAUUAAAGUUCUAUCUGUGUUACUCAACUUUACUCUAGAAGAAGAAAACAUGCUAAAGGAGACAUUGGAAUAUAAGAUGUCCUGGUUUGGAUCCAAGCCAGCUCCUAGAGGCAUUGUUCGCCCAUCAGUAUCAAGUCCUAGAACACUAUGGAAUUAAGCAAAAUAACUGAAGAAUAUGAAAAUCAGACAGUUUGUGCAGAGAAAACAAGAUUGAUCAGAAUUUGUGAUGGUGCUUUUUAAAAGCUGAGUAUAUGAAAUCCUUAGUGCUGACUAAUUGUUGCAGGCUGGCUCCUGCACAUCACCACAUAUUCUGAAAACUAAACCAUAAAAAAAUGAAGAAAUCAAAAGACUGAAGUGAAAAAGCAGCAGUGUCACACUAAAAAUAACACUACAUUAACCAAAGCAGAAUGUUUUUAUUGUAAAUUAUGGUCUUUCUGUGAAAGAAUUGUGAAGCAUGAAAUGGAUAUAAUGAUCAAAGCAAUCUAAGUCAGUAGGUCCUUAUUCUUUCAGCAUCCCAACAGCAAAUGGCAUACUAGCCAAAAUUUACUAGUAGUGUCUAGCUAGGCUCAUCCCUACCUUGUCUGCUCUAAGAAAUUCCUAGAGGACAUUCCCAUUGGAAUUUUCCUUGGGUUAAGUCAGAUUUUUAAACCACUUAGUUCGUAUUAGCUGAACAAGUUGAUAGCAUGCAGUAGAUGAACAUUUUUGUGAACUUCUUAGAAGAUAACUUCAAGUAAGCGAGAGAGUUUCUCCAUUUAGCUUUAUCAGGUUUCCUCGUUUGCUUUUGCAGUUUGAUUAUGCUUGAAGGUGGCCAAGAAGGGCAAGUGCAUCUUUCACGCCUAAGCCCAAAUCACAAAGACAGGGCCCAACUUUUUUUAAUUCCUCUUUCUAGCUGCUGUCUGUCUGAGAACUUUUGGAAAUGGCUUGAUGACAUAAAGAUGCAGGCCAAAUGUGCUUCUCCUCAAAAAGAGGAAGGAGAAGUGAGAUUCAGAUGGUCUUUAAUUCAAAACUGAGUUUUCCCUAGCCCUAGAAGAAAGACUGUCUAAUCCACCUACUUAUCUUUUAACAGAGGAGACCUCUCCCCAUUCUCUUUUGGGGUUUUCUCUUUUCCAUCCAUCCAAGAGUCAUUUGAUCACAGUUAUGAGCCCCUUUUUGAUACUCUCAUCUGUUUUUUCUCCCUUCUGGAAAUAGAUCCAGGCCCUCUCACUUUGUUUUAGAAUUGCAGGGUACACAGUUUUGGGUUUCCUACUGCUGUAGGUUUGUUGAGUAGACCUGAGUUUUCAUCAAAUUCCAUUGAUGAGCACCACUAGAUUGUCAGGAAUCAUCAGUCACUGUGGUAUAGAAUUGCUAUUGGCAGUCAUUUUGAUUUUGGCAACAUUGAUUGGGAUAUUUUACAAGAAGUGUUCAUUAGCACUUCUGUUAGGAGGUUUGCUGAGAUUUUGCAGACAACCUCAGUUUCUUGACCAAAUCUGUUGUGUAUGCAUAUGCAUCAGAGCUUUAGGUGAAGAUUUGGCAAAAUGGACUAACAAGUCCUAGGUGUAUUCCUCUAAAAGUUUUUCAUGUGGGCAGAGUACUUUCUUUUUAACAGAGUUACUAGAUGAGGCUGAGCAUCUGAUUUGGUAUUGUUUUCAUUCAUAUUUUAAUUGGAAUCUCUGGCAUUUCAAAGGUUUCUGCUUAAUUGUUUUCCAGUAUCCCUUCCUUGACUUCUCUUCUUGUCUGCAAAUUGACAAUUGUCAAAGGGCCUUAUCUUACAUAAAAAGGAUUCUGACAUUCUUGUUACCUUCCUGCACUGCACUUUUUCUUUCUGUGAUACCAUUCCUGGGAAAGGCUUUAUGCAAACUUGUAAAUGUUUGCAGACAGGAAGCAAAUUCCUGUUUAAGGUGUCAUCUUGCUGUGCAUUCCUUCCUAAUGUUUCAGUCUUUAGAUAGCACUCUCACAAUUGACAAAUCCCACAAUUGACAAAAUACUCCAUGGAAAAAAUCCCACAAUUUAAGUAUCUUGCAACUGUUUAAACUUUUUGCAAGAUGUUUUUAUUUUACUGUGGUGCGUUUUUAAAAUCUAAUAUAGCCUUAUAUGAUGUUCAUCAUUUUUAUUACUGCUGCAGUAACUUUAACUGUAUAGCUUAUAUCCUGCCAAGGAUAUAACAGCUGGCAAGUUUUCAAAGCUUCAGGGCACCUUCUAUGUGUCCAGAUUUUCAGGCAGCUCAAAUAGAACUGACUGAAAGUUAAUUUGAGUGCCAAGCCCUUCAGAACUUUAAUGUUGCCGGAGAGUACACACCUCUGAGACUUUCAAGGAUCGAUGGAUGGCUUGUGCUGUUCAGUUGCUUUGCAGAUAAGUUCCCUUUGGGGGAAAAACUUCUACUUAAUAAUUUUACUUAUUUA